Messenger RNA from Rhipicephalus sanguineus (brown dog tick), 1496 nucleotides. RefSeq names its product COP9 signalosome complex subunit 6 (gene CSN6). Bases 191 to 1123 code for a protein of 310 amino acids. Gene Ontology annotation, biological process: protein deneddylation. Gene Ontology annotation, molecular function: metallopeptidase activity; protein binding. Gene Ontology annotation, cellular component: COP9 signalosome. The transcript is spliced from 4 exons. The record is from RefSeq and is a predicted model, not a curated record. NCBI's taxonomy places the organism in Eukaryota, Metazoa, Arthropoda, Arachnida, Ixodida, Ixodidae.
GACGUUAGCCGAAAAAAAGUCUCCCGUAAAGAAACGAUCAAUGUGGGUCCGGCAGCUGGUUUGAGUGAACGAAGCGGUUUUUAGCUCUGCGCGCGCUUCGGUGUUUGCGGAGCCGUUGUCCAAAAACAAAGGGGGCCGGGUGAGUCGUCCAUUUGUGCAGAACUAUCCGGACAAAGCCGUUGAAUUAAACAUGGAGGUGGACGAGACCCCAGCCAACGUGAUGGCUGCUUCGGGCACCACUGGCAGUGUGUGCAUCUCCUUGCAUCCGCUAGUGAUUAUGAACAUCUCCGAGCACUGGACGCGAAUCAAGGCCCAGGAAGGCAAGGCACAGCAAGUGAUCGGUGCCCUCAUCGGCAAGCAGAAAGGUCGCAACAUCGAAGUCAUGAACUCGUUCGAGCUCGUCUUCAACACCAUCGAGGGAAACAUUGUGAUUGACAACGACUACUACAAUGUCAAGGAGCAGCAGUUCAAACAGGUGUUCAGUGACUUGGACUUCCUCGGCUGGUACACGACGGGAGGCGCACCGACCGAGUCAGACAUCCAGGUGCACCGGCAAAUAUGCUGCAUCAACGAGAGUCCCGUGCUGCUCAAACUGAACCCACAGGCACGUCACAGUCAGCUGCCCGUUGCCAUGUACGAGUCAGUCAUCGACCUGGUCAACGGGCAGGCCACCAUGCUCUUCGUUGAGUUGCCCUAUACGCUGGCUACUGAGGAGGCCGAACGCAUUGGUCUCGAUCACAUGGCACGCAUGUCAGCUGCUGGCGAGUCUGGUGAAAGCUCCCUUGUUGCCCAGCAUUUACAGGCCCAGCACAGUGCCAUCAAGAUGCUGCACAGCCGGGUGCGCCUGGUGCUGGAGUACGUCAAGGCAGUGUCUGCGGGCACCCUUCCGGCCAACCACGAGGUGCUGCGGGACGCGUUCAGCCUCUGCCACCGGCUGCCCGUGCUGCACACGCCCAGCUUCCAGGGCCAGUUCUACAACCAGUGCAACGACGUGGCCCUCAUGACUUACCUGGGCACCCUCACCAAGGGCUGCAACACCAUCAACCAGUUUGUCAACAAGUUCAACCUCCUGUACGACCGACAGGGCAUGGGACGACGCAUGGGCCGGGGGCUGUUCUUCUGAGAAGCUGUGCCAUUCUGGUGGUGACAGCACAUUAUGGAAGUGCACCAAACAAGCCCAACAAGCAGCUCACUUGCCAUGCGAUACCUGCUGGACAGAAAAAAGAACUCUCAGGAACUGCAAGUCCUGUUCACCAAUGCUGCCAUCUGUUGUGCACACCUGUGAGCAGACUGUGCUUCUUUUUUUUUUUUUUUUUGUUCAUUGCAGUGCAGUUGGCACCGCAGCACUACAAGCACCAAGUCAGUGCGUAUGCGAAGAAGUCGUUCAAAUUCUUUGGAAACAAUGUUGUUCCUCUUCUUUCUUUUUUCAAUUUGAGUAAAUGCAACAAUUUUUGGCCGAGGAGAGAGGUAAUAAACGAAGUGGUCAUCACAUACUG